AUGAGCACAGCAACCAGCAAGGAUGCUGGUUCGCCUGUUCCACCAGGCGCUGGGGCCGGUUCGCUAAAGACCAACAAGCUGAACAAGAUCUCCUCUGCCCGCUUCCUUCUCCUCACCUUGCUGUUUCACGUCGUCUACAUCUCGGCUAUCUUUGACAUCUACUUCACCUCGCCUGUCGUUCAUCCUGAGCCACGAUUCAGCGCCAGGUCCACUUUACAUCCUGAGGGCACCUCCAAGCACAUCGCAGCGCCGGCGAAGCGACUCGUGCUCAUAGUCGGUGAUGGUCUCAGAGCAGAUACAUUGUUCAAGCAGCAUAAAGCUGAGCUUCUGCCCCCCUGGUCAACGACUCGCGAUGCAAACUUCGGCCAAGAUGGCUCAUCGGGCUCGUGGGCUUCCUUCGCAAAGGAUCCUCUCCAACAGCCGUAUCCUUAUACACUCGCGCUCAACUCAAACAAAGACAUCGGUCAGUCGGCGAAGGGUGCUAUACAUGUGCCAACAAUAGCUUUUGCAGCACCAUUCCUCCGCAGCGUAUCUCGCAAUCGAGGCGUAUGGGGCCUCAGUCACACGCGUGUCCCCACAGAGAGCCGUCCAGGUCACGUUGCCAUGAUCGCUGGCAUGUACGAAGAUGUCAGCGCCGUCACAAAAGGAUGGAAGCUCAACCCAAUUGCUUUCGACUCAAUCCUUAAUCAGUCCAGCCAUUCGUUUGCCUUUGGCUCGCCGGACAUUGUGCCCAUGUUCGCAGUGGGUGCGGCAGCUGAUCGUGUCGACACGUGGACAUACAACGAAGAAGACGAGGACUUCACCAAAGAUGCUACACACCUCGAUCUCUGGGUGCUUGACCGCUUCAAAGAGCUGCUCGAAAGAGCCAAAUAUGACGAGCAGCUCAGCAGCAAGAUGCGACAGCCCGGCACUGUCUUCUUCCUCCAUCUUCUUGGCCUCGACACCACUGGUCACUUCUACCGUCCGCUCUCGCCAGAGUAUGUUGGCAACACCAUUGUCGUUGAUGCGAUUGCACGAGAGGUUGAAAAUUUGAUGGACGACUUCUUUCAAGACGACGGUAAGACUGCAUACGUCUUCACAGCGGAUCAUGGUAUGAGUCUGAAGGGCAAUCACGGAGAUGGCGACCCUCACAACACACGGACACCACUGGUUGCUUGGGGCGCAGGAGUCCAUGGUCCACGAGCCGCCACUCCACAGCAGAAGCAGCUGGCGAGAUCAGAGCAGGAGAAGGACUCUUACUUCACCAACUGGCAUCUGGACGAUAUGGCACGCGUUGAUGUCGAUCAAGCCGACAUCACACCAUUCAUGGCCACACUCCUCGGUGUACCUGUUCCGGCUAACUCUGAAGGCCGCUUGCGCCUGGAUCUCGUUGAUCUGCCGGAAGAGCACAAGGCUCGAGCUCUGUCUGCAAACGCACAACAGGUUCUCGAGACCUAUCGGGUCAAACACAGCAACCGUGCUCGCCGCAUGGUACGCUUCGUGCCUUUUGCACCGCUUUCGCAGGAUGCCGACGAAUCCAAACCCGGAGAAAAGAGGGUCAUUGCGAUACUGACCAGCAUUGAACAAGGCAAAUACGAAGAAGCUGUCGAUCUUAGCAACACGCUCAUCGACGACGCUAUUGAGGGUGCACGCUAUCUUCAGACAUAUGACUGGUUGCUGCUGUGCUCGAUCGUCACGAUCGGAUACCUCGGAUCUAUGGUUUAUGCUUUCUCCUUUCUACUUCGCAACCACAUGCUCCCUGAAAGCGCCAUCUCGGCAUCUCCAGCUGCUGCAUCUUCGACCGCAAGGCAUCGACCCAACGCGCUGAAGCUCGUAGUAGCGCCAAUAUCCGGGGCAGUGUUCGCUCUAUUUGCAGCACAAGAGAUGCCAUUCUCAUACUACCUCUAUGCAGCGCUGGCGUUCUUGUUUUGGGGCCGGGUCGUUGAUGAUCUGCCGCUGUUUGCCGCUGCUUAUCGUCAGACCACCGGCUCAAAGGGUGGGUUCUCAGUGAAAAAAGCAGUCUUGGCCUUAUGGGCGAGCCUUGCAAUGUUGGAGCUGAUGGCGAUUGGAUAUCUGCAUCGAGCGGCUUGGUUCGUCGGUUUCAUCCUGCUCGGCUUCGCAUGGCCAGCAGUCGGGUUGAGUGCAGACUUCAAGUCGGACAACGAAGGUCUUGUGCUCAUCUGGGGCCUGUCUUGCCUCGCGACGGGUCUGUUCACGAUUGGCGACGUCAACAAGGAAGAAAACAUUACAUUGCUUACGUUGAGCGCCGUCGUCUUCCUGGCAGCGGGAGGUCUGAUUCUUUCCAAACCACAACUCUUCUUCCCACCAUCACACAACAACAACUCGAACGAAGAUGCUCACGUGGAGCGGAUCCAAGAGGCGUAUGCUGCUCACCUCUGGCACACCCUGCAAACUCUUCGCGUCCAGCUUCUUGUGCUUAUCAUCACUGCGCUCACCACUGCCAUCUCAGCUAGAUCCUUGCAGCUCAAACAAGGACUCCCCUUCGCGACGCAAAUCUUGGCAUGGAUCUGCCUGACAGUCUGUCUUGUCUUUCCCUUCAUCUACGGUUUUUGUCGCCCCAUCCCGCUGAAAGGUAGCGGAGAUAGCAAGUCAGCGGCAGUAGUCAAGCAGCCGAGCAGCCAGCGACUAGCAAUCGUAGUAUUUGCAUUUGCACCAGUGUUUGUUCUGCUCUCGCUGCGAGACGAGGUGCUUUUCUUCGGAUGCUACACUGCAACAUUAUUAGUGUGGGCCAAGCUGGAAGGGUCUCUCCACGAAUCGCGAUCACAGUCAAGCAGUCAGGAAGGAAGCAACGGCAAGAGAGUGUUGCAACUUGCUGAGCUCAGGAUCAGCCUGUUCUACCUCUUCUUCCUUCACAUUGGCUUUUUCGGCACAGGCAAUGUGGCCUCUAUUUCAUCCUUUUACCUUUCACCCGUCUACCGGCUCGUUCCGAUCUUCAACCCGUUCCUCAUGGCGACGUUGCUGCUCCUCAAAAUCCUCGUUCCUUUCCUCAUUCUCAAUGCUGUUUUCUCGCUUAUGGCGGCAACGCCACCCCUCCCAUUGACGGAGACAACACCCAAGUCGAUCGAUCGAGGAUUGAAGUUGAUGGGCGAAACAGCUCCUGGUGGGCUCGGACUUGAUUCGGCACUCAGCUUGGUGUUUGGUGCAGGAAUUGCGGCAGAUGUGCUGGCGCUGAACUUCUUGUUUGCAGUCAAGAGCGAGGGAAGCUGGCUGGAGAUUGGGCAGACUAUCACUCACUUUGUUAUGGCGAAUCUGCUGCAGAUCUUCAUGCUUGCGCUUGCGGCGGCGAGUUCGGCCAUUAUCGGACGAGCAUAA
This is a messenger RNA of Ustilago hordei, 3312 nucleotides long. RefSeq lists its product as uncharacterized. Gene Ontology annotation, cellular component: endoplasmic reticulum membrane. The transcript has a single exon. NCBI's taxonomy places the organism in Eukaryota, Fungi, Basidiomycota, Ustilaginomycetes, Ustilaginales, Ustilaginaceae. Gene Ontology annotation, biological process: GPI anchor biosynthetic process. Gene Ontology annotation, molecular function: mannose-ethanolamine phosphotransferase activity. The record is from RefSeq and is a predicted model, not a curated record. Bases 1 to 3312 code for a protein of 1103 amino acids.